This is a messenger RNA of Chara braunii, 2272 nucleotides long. The record is from the annotation of a GenBank genome assembly. NCBI's taxonomy places the organism in Eukaryota, Viridiplantae, Streptophyta, Charophyceae, Charales, Characeae.
ACCUAUCCAUUUACCUAUCCAUUUAAAGCGUAUGCCCCUUCUGCAUCUAUCCGCCAGCCCAUGUGCAGACGCUUAACCAGUCUGCACAUGCCCUUAAGUCAAGCGCGUGGGAAAGGUGGAGUUGAAGUUCGUCGGCUUCAAAUGGAUGCAGAAGGGGCAGACGCUGCCGAACCGCAAUGGCAACUUCGUCAUGAAGUGCAAGCUGUGUGACCAGGAAUUCGUCGACAGUCAGAGUGAGUGUGUGUUGCACUUCACAAUCAAGAACAACUGCCCUCAAGCGACGUUGGACAUUUUGGCCGAGAUCUGGAACAAGAGUUCCCACCACUUCGAUCAGAGCCAUUGGAAGAAGAUACAGACUUACCUUGCGGAGAGGGGGUGGGCGGAUAAGAGAGGACAGCUUGGUCGACAAGGGGGAGAGGAGGACGAAGACGAUCCAAAGCGAGUGGCAAACGACGAUGCAGAAGAGUCUGUCGGGGCAUGUGAAGUGUCUGAGGGGGGAGGUGUGGAUGUCGGUCGUGGGGUGGACGACGACAGGUCUGCAGACGUUCCAAUUAACGUUGAGAGAGAGGCGGAGUGUGACCGCGGAGCAUUGAGGGCGGAGAAGAGAGCGGUCCCUGACAUUGUUACCGAGGAGUACAACAUGUUCAGGCGGCACAUCGCGACAUGUCCCCCUCGGGUGCAUCUGUCCCUGCCAAACCUUCACCGCAUCUCUGGCGAUGGUAUUGUCGAGCAGCAUAAGGGCGUUGCUGAGAUGUUGACAGCAAUGAGGAGAGAUGUUGCAGCGACAGGAGCGACCAUCCUCACGGAUGGUCGCAAAUCCAUCACCACUGACCAGAUAGUCAAUUUUCUGGCAGACGGAUCGUCAAGGGCAUACCUUUUGAGGACAGUCCUGAGGGACAGGGUUGAGCAGGACAAGGCGGAAGUUGUUGUGCGGAGGUGGAAGAUGAUAUUCGACGACUUUGGCGUUGGGAAUGUCAAUGUCAUUUGUACGGAUUCCGCGGGGACGAGCAUUGCUUACUUUGAGGGGGUGCGGAGGACGAAUCAGCGGAGGGAGUUGACGGAGGAGUCUUACAUUUACCUGAGACAGCAGGCGGGAUCCGACAGGCAGCUCUAUCAGGAUUUGCGGACAGCUUUGAGGGAGUUCCACAGCAGCGAGGGCGAUUAUACGUAUGGAGAUCGCGACGGGGACAGAGAUGCAAAGGCUUGUAGGGGAGAGAAAGAGACAUCGGCGGUUGGUCAGUGCUCAGGGAUGGAGAGUAUGCCUGGAGUGAGCUUGCGGCGCACAGGGGAUGAUAUUGAGUGUCCACCUAUUGAGGAGAUGGAUGUGAAGACCGAUGUAGAGAGGAGGAACCGAGAGGAGAGACAGCGAGAGCUGGCGCUUGCUCAGUGUUGCCCUACGACCUUGGACGCUGCGCGUGCACUUGAGACGGGCGUUGCAUCGGUCGACACGCUUGAUCGUCGUGACAUAUGUGGAACGGGGGAGCAGUCCUAUAAUGUCGAGGAGGGGGGCGGCCCCCAAUGCGCGCACGGUGAUGGUGGAAUUUAUAGACAGGGAUUAGACCCCAUACGAGGCGAGGACGAUGAUGAGGAGGGAGGUGGUGAUGGGCCUGUCGGUGGAGGGGCUGCACCUUAUGGAGGAACGGAUGCAGUUGCUCAGCGUGAUGUUUGCGAGGAGGAGGCACAAACCACCGGUGGAGGGCACGAGGCGGAUGCAGGAGGUGGAAGGGCGCCUGCUGCACAUGUGCUCAGGUGUGCAGAUGAGGGACAUCGUGAGCCGUCGACCGUUUUAAUAGUCUCUGACCGCCCUGACGCAGGUGUACAGGGAGUAUAUGUGUUGCCUUCGGGUGGCGACAUGCCCGCUGCAGUAUUGGAGUUUGAUGGGAGGGAGGAUCUCUUGGUGGAAGAUCAACGAGGCCAGAUGGAGGACGAUAGUAGGAGAGUGUUGGCAGACCCCCCACUGUAUGUGCCAUGUAGCCCAUCUGUGUCGUUUUCCAUGACAGGCGUGACCCCCCUUGGUUGGGAUCCUGCGGUGCAGAUGGAGAGCAUUAGGGCCACAUGCGCGACCAACACGAGGUCAUGGGAUAGUGCAUCAGGACCGGGGACAGGGACAGGAGUGGGAGAGAGUAGAGGUUUAGAUAGUCUUUCUCCGCAGUCGCGGAUGAAGACACGGCCUCAUGGGUUAGGUUCGGUGAGGAAGGUCACUUAGGCGAUGGGAGACAUGCAACCAGGAUUAACUGUCAUUCUUGCAUUGUAGAGACCUCCACCGUUAUCG